Saccostrea cuccullata (small rock oyster) is the source of this 5166-nucleotide messenger RNA. RefSeq names its product receptor-type tyrosine-protein phosphatase epsilon-like. The transcript has 21 exons. Gene Ontology annotation, biological process: protein dephosphorylation. Gene Ontology annotation, molecular function: protein tyrosine phosphatase activity. The record is from RefSeq and is a predicted model, not a curated record. The coding region runs from base 290 to 2956 and encodes 888 amino acids. Lineage: Eukaryota; Metazoa; Mollusca; Bivalvia; Ostreida; Ostreidae.
UCAGGCUUGACUUGCCCGGAGGAAUGAUACAGAUGAAAAUUCCACCAUUAAAGGGUGCAUUUACUUUAAACAUAUCGAGAAGUCAGAUCACCACAAGACCAGCGGGACCUGUACAUUCUGGGGGGUACUCCACUGAAGGAGUGACACUGACCUCUACUUAGUGACCGUUAUUGCUUUCCGGGGAAGGUGUCAUUGGAUUUGGAUGUAUUGGUUUCUUCUGCUGUAUUGGAGCCACUCACUAUAGUGCUCGUGCUGGAAGCAAUGAUUGGAUGGUUGUUGGGGUGUUGUCAUGGCACCUGGAUUAACAACAGAGCCCGGCCCCAACACCACAGACAUCAGUAACAUUGGUGUGUCUGUGGGGGAGGGCUCUGAUGGAAUCCUGCUAUGGGCAAUGAUAUGUGCCUUUGUCACCUUCUUCGGUUUAGGUCUGGCCACGUGUAAAUACUUCAGAGACCAGUAUGACACACCUGAAAACAAGAAGAAAAGAAGAGACAAGCUGGACCUGCAAAAGAGAGAGAAGGAGGAAAAGGCGGUAGCAGGAGUGAAGAGGGAACCUAUCGCAUCAGAACAGUUCCUCCAAAAACUCAAACAGAAAAAGUCAGACAAACAGCUCAACAUAGAAGUCAGGGCCAUCGUGAGGAACCAGGAUGAAUUCCCUAAUACAGUUGCCAUGACACCAGAAAACAUUCUGUUAAACGUCAACCAAGACGUCAUUACAUAUGAUUAUUCCCGAGUGAUUCUCCAUGAUAUUCCUGAGGAAGAAGGCUGUUCUGACUAUGUAAACGCAAGCUACAUUGAUGGUUACUGUCAGGAUAAAGAGUACAUAGCCACGCAAGGACCUAAACAGAAGACAGUACCCUCUUUCUGGAACAUGGUGUGGCAGGAAGGGGUUCACUGUAUUGUCAUGGCAACAGGUCUCUUUGAAAAUGCCAAUCAACAAUGUGACAAGUAUUGGGGUGAUGUCUUCAGCAUGCACAAAUACGUCAAACAUGGAAACAUCCACAUCUGGCUGGAGUCUACGAUGGAGAUCUCACAGCUUACAAUCCGCACCAUACGCAUCCAAAGGGAAGGUGCCUCCACUCAGAGAAUUGUCAAGCAUUUUGAGAUGAUUGGAUUUAAUGAUGAGGGGACGGAUGCCGGAUUUGUGUUGGAUUGUAGACGUAGAGUCCAUGACUUCAUGUUGACAGCUACUGGACCAGUUUUGGUUCACUGCAGGUGUGGUGGGGGUAAGACUGCUGUUUUCAUUGCUGUGGAUUACUGCCUGAAGGAACUGGAGGCAGAGGGACAUGUAGAUGUAUACAGUGCUGUGCUUCAUCUCCGCAAGUUCAGGAAAAAUAUGGUUCGAACGCUGUUUCAGUAUCGCCUGAUAUACGAGUGUAUAGCCAUGUAUCUCCAGUGUGGUAUAACAGUAGUGCCUGCAGUGCAGUUCCCUGCAGUAGCCUCAAGAUUAUCUGUAAAAGACCCAAGAACCAGGAUGCUGGGCUUCGAGAAGGAGUUUCAGACCCUGAAGUCUCAAGUGACCAAAUUAAGUAUCGGAGACUGCGCUGGUGGCCACAGAUCUGAGAAUCGCUCCAAAAGUCGCGAUAUCAUGCUCCUGCCGCCUGAACGAGCUCGCCCCUACUUGUUAACUGCGGAGUCCGGUGAACACGCCACAGACUUUAUAAAUGCUGUGUAUGUCGAUGGUUAUUAUCAGCAAAAUAACUUCAUGGUCACCCAGUGGCCCCUGCAGCACACCAUUCCUGACGUGUGGAGAUUGGUAUUUGAUUACAAAAUCACCUCUGUCGUCUUACUCAAUGACUCCAAAUUCUCUAGGAACUAUCCUUGCUUUUGGCCAAUGGAGCUGGAUGAGGAGCAGAAAUUUGGACCAAUCGGAGUGAAGUAUUUAGGAAGCCACAAGGUGUCUCAUGUGACCAUCAGGGCAUUCGCCAUCCGAAAACUCCCUAGACUACAGUAUGACUCAGUUCUUAAGCAUCUAGGGUCAGAUGCACUGAACAUAACGUGUAUACCUCUCGGCGAUUCAGGCCAGGACACAACGAUUGUAAAAAUCUUCCAACUGAACAGCUGGGCCAGUAAGGAGAAAACUCCCUUCUCCUCCAAGUCCCUGAUCUACCUUAUGGGAUUCGUGGAGGAAUGGCAGCAGAAGACAAACCCACUCAAUCCAGUCCUAGUUAUGUCCAAGGAUGGCCUUACUAGAGUUGGAGUAUAUUGUGCAUGUAAUUAUUGUUGUGAUCAACUCAAAGCCGAGGGAGAAGUAGACAUUUUCAAUGCUGUCCGAAUUGUUAAAAAAAACAGACCUGCACUUGUGCCAAAUGUUAUGGAGUAUAUAUAUUGUUACUCUUUUAUUGCUUUUGUGAUUGAGAUUAUGCAAGAAGACAAACCUAAGAUAGUGAUAACUGGCCCCGCUACAAAAGCCGGCCAGGUGAAUCGUGGGUAUGAUUUCACCAACCACAUUUUAUCGGAGGAAACCUCCAGUUUAGCUGCCACGUCAGACUGGAGUUACGUGACUGCUUACGAUGUCUCUGUGUGUAGAGAUGGCUCAAACCUGGCAGCGAGGGGACGGGUGACCACUAGUGUCUCUCCCGUGUCCCAGCUCCAAAUUCCCGUAGUCGACAAAACCCCGAGUAGUUCUCAGCCCAGUAUAAGUAGUCCUAGAAGUCUGGAAAAUACCCCCUCAUCUUCAGAACAGACUGUUGUCUCAGACAGGACUAGACGAAUGUCAGAAAGACAGCCGGAGGAAAACAAUAAUUUGUUAGAACGCUCAAAUUCUAAUAGUUCCAGUGUGUAUUAUUCAAGUGCAUCUAUAGAGAGUAGUGGUACGAGUCGGGCGGAGGGCUGCGAUGGAAGAAAAGGUAAUCAGAGAAAGGAUAUUGGCAACUCGCGAACACGUAGACCGACGCUGAAACGACAGAAUGCAGAGGACAGUGUCGAACUCAAAUCCAUGCAAAAAAGAAGCUGAUAAAAAAUCUCGGAAAUUUUGACAAUCUUUGCCCGUUUUAAUUUUGAAUUUUAAUUUUAUUUUUUUGUACCUUGACAACAGUGCCUGUAUUGUUGUUCAGAUUAGAUUUUAGAUUGUCUAUAUCCUGAAAUAGAUUAAUUUGUUACUGAAUUUUAACUGUAUUCUUAUGGUUUGGGGAGCAAUAAUCAGGAGUGAAGGAUUUAGUUUUAGACUCGGAUGUUUUAAUGCUCUUGUUUAUCUUGUGAGUAUGUUGACUUAGAAUUUGGUAUAGAUUUAAUAUUUUAUGUUUGAUACAUGUCUUGUAUUUUAUCACAAAUGCUAUGUACUUUUAAAAUCAGAAUUAUUUAAUUGUGGCAAUGAAACAGUAGGGUCAGUGUUACUCAGGUGAGCAUUGUGGCCCAUGGACCUCUUGUUUUAAAGAAAAGUUAUUUAGUACAUGUAUUUUAGUUUGAGUUUAGUUUAAGAAGUAUUUUAUUCAUGAUAUAAAAAGAAGAAUACAAUCAAAAUGGAUUGAACAGCAGGCAAAAGUGGCCUAUAUAUUAGUUCUCUCCAUAAAGAAAACUUAUUUUCAACUAUAGAAAAAAAUACAUGUAAUGGUUAUUCCCCAGUAUGUCAGAAAAAAAUUAACAGUAUAGCGGAGUUUGAUCCAAGUGGCAGUGUCAGAGAAUCUAAACAUUUUUUGGCUUUAUAUAUGUAUAUAUAUGUGAAUGCAUUGCAAAUCACUUAUACUUAGUAGAAAGUAAUUUGUACAUAAAAAUCAUUGCAUUGUCUAUUUAGCUGUUGUGUUUUAUUUGAAUUGGAUUUUUAUUUUCCAUUUAAGUCUUCCAAAAUUUCCAAAUUCUCAUAAAAGCCAAAGAUUCCAUAUAAAUUGUGUUUGUUGAUUACUUACAUGAUUUCCAUUUUGUUCUUGUAUAAUUGUUAAAUCAUUCCCAUGCAUGACCCGUUUCGUUAUUUUUCUAUGUAUAGAGAAUUUGUUUUUAUUUGGUUGGUUUAAACUGUACAUAUAUAAAUAUAUGUAACAUUUUAAUCUAUUAUGUGAUAUUUUAUAAAACAUUCCAUAUAAACCAGAGAAUGUAUAACCCCAAUGUUGUAUAUAUGCUUUUCAAGUUUUACUUUUGAAAACUUCUUUGGUGGUGUACACCUGUAUGUGAAUUUCAAGAAAUUUACAUGGCAGGUACCAGAUGUAUGGAGGCAUAUCUGAUGUUUAAUUUACUUGUUAUUUUAUGGCAAUCUUAGAGAUGGAGAAGGAAACACAGCUCACAGUUAAGGUCCUUUCUCCUUUUUACUGUAUAUCCCUUUAUUUUCGCAAGAACUCUAUUUUUGCGUGAAGACCUGAGACCAUCCCCUUAUAAAAAAAAAAUUUUUCUUUUGCAUUUUAUUAUAUCAUUCAGGAUUAUUAAGAACAAUGACCAGAAAUCACCAGAAAAAAAACAUUCUUGUUUAUAAAUACAUGUACAAUAUAUUAACCAUCACAGGAAAGUAGCGGUAACUGUUGCAAAAAUUUGGCGAUUUUCAGUUUUCAAAAGAAAUGUGUUCUCACAGUUAAGAAGUAAAUUUUAAGUAUUAUUAUGGUAUUUACAUGGAAAAAAGAAAAUUUAAGAAAAAAAUAAAGAUUUUCUACUGGAAUACUUCAUUCAUUGAAAGUUCAGACAUAUAUGUAUAUGUAUUUAUAUCAGUGUUUCAUCUGGCUCUUUUGACCAAAAAAGCACCAAAAUUCCCUGAAUGUUAUGUUUAACUCAUUUCCUUAUAUGCUGUUUUUCAUAUCCAUGCAGAUCAUGCUGGACAUCUAUUAUUCAUGUUUACUAGUUACUACAUUUAAGAGUCCACUUUGUAAAAUAUUAUAUCAUACUACCAUUGAGUACCUCUUAUUUUCACCCAACGACGAAGUAAAGCAUUGUUGUUAAAAGUGUACAGUGUAUGUGAAUAUAAAUAUGGAAUAUACUGUGAAUAGUUUUGAAAAAUGUAAUCAAAAUUAUGUAGCCCUAGUGGACUAUAUUUCAACUUACUGGGACCAAACCUCACCAUGUGAUUGGCUAUUUUGGGGGUGAGAGUAUUUGUUUUAUGGUACCAGAAGUUACGUAUAUUUGCAAGCAGUAUCAGUAUGCUGUAUGUGAGAAUUGUUUUAUAUUUUUCUACUUGUAUUUGGAUUUUUAUAUCAUUCAAAUAUUCUCAUAUUAUCCAGAUUUUAUGGAAUACUACAAUAAAUUGAU